Molecule: messenger RNA, 297 nt
Organism: Balaenoptera acutorostrata (minke whale)
Lineage: Eukaryota; Metazoa; Chordata; Mammalia; Artiodactyla; Balaenopteridae
Product: protein kish-A-like
Exons: 1
Coding region: 1-297 (98 amino acids)
Biological process (GO): intracellular transport; protein secretion
Source: RefSeq, a predicted model, not a curated record
AUGCCUCUUCCGCCCCUGCACGCCUCUUUUGCCCCGGGCCCAGAAGGGAGAUGUGGCCGGGGCUUCGCCAGUCUCACUAGGUCUGCCAUUUUCAAUUUUCAGAGUCUGUUGACUGUAAUCUUGUUGCUUCUAUGUACCUGUGCUUAUAUCCUAUCCUUGGCACUCAGCCUCCUGGACAGAAACAAAACUGGGCUGUUGGGUAUAUUUUGGAAGUGUGUCAGAACUGGUGAACAGAACAGUCCUUAUGUUGCGGUAUGCUGUAUUGUGGUGGCCUUCAGCAUCCUCUUCAUACAGUAG